UUUCCAUAUAAUCUACUGUUACACCAUGAGGGGUUAAUUAUACAAUAAGCCAAAUACUAAUUUACUAAUUUCUAAACAGUGUCUAAUAUAAUGCAGACACUAGAAAUAGGAACUGAUACUAGGCCUGCAGGAUGGGGUGACCUCACUCCAUGCAGUUGGGAGAAAUCAGGAACUCGUAGCAAGAGAACAGGUCAAGAUGACCUCGUACCAGACACCAGGAAGACGGGAACCCAUCAGAUAACCAAUGCUUCUUUUAACUUUUGCACAACAUAAAGGGGGGGGACAUGUACUCACUGGCUAACUAGAGCAAAUGUCGAAAUAUGUUGUAGUCACGUAGAUGGGAAAAGUACAGAAAAGGGGGGCCAUACCCCAAAAGGCCUAUAAAGACCCAGAGCCGACACCUAGGGUUCGAGCUUCUUACUGUACAUGCUGAAUGUAUGUCAGAUGGUUGCUCCCUGAUUGCAAUCUGAAUAGAGAAUAAACUGGUGACUUGCACCUACUCCUCUACUGUGCUGUGAAUCUCUUCUCAUCAACGGACCCGGCGGAGUUCGACUCCAACCAUGUUCUUGGGGUGUGGUCUGAUGAUGUCCUGGUCCAGCACUCUGACAACUAUACAACUAAGAGUGAAGCCUGUUCUACUGUGUCAGAUUAAUAACCAAAAACCAGCCAGCCAUGCAGCCAGGGAUCAUAGCAAAGACUCGAGGACUACAAGCACCAGGGAUCAUGGCAAAGACGCAAGGACUACAAGCACCUGAUCCAGAUUCUAAAGCAGAAAAAGAAAUCCCCACCCAGGCAUACAAGACCAUGUGGAACCACCUUAACAGCAAAUUGAGAAGACAACCAGUCAUAGGUCUUAGAGCUAUUGUGGAGUACCAUGAAGAUAACCAGGCUCCCUACAUGAUGUGUGAGGCUUGUGCAGCACGGAUACCACAAGGGUUUAUUGUUGGGCACCUGAUUAGCGCAGAACAUCGGUACAAGUACAUUAAAUCUCUACAUCCGAAACUGAUCAAUGGCUGGAAGGAUGACCCAGAUUUCUCAGAGUAUCAGGAUGCUCUUGAGGAGAAGGCUAAAUACCUAGAGAUGAAAGAGGGGCUAGGGGACAUCCAGAUAAUGAAAAAAGGGAAGGCUGGUUUUGAACUAGUGGUUCUGCCGUCUUCUGGCAAAUACCAGAUGCAUGGGUGGAUAGGCCCAAAAACAUCUGUUAAAAAUCUACCAACAAAAAGAGAGCAUGAAGACCAGAUGCAUGGCUGGGCAGGCCCAAAAACAUCUGCUAAAAAUCUAACAAUAAAAAAAGAGCAUGAAGCAGUCAUUGUGAAAGAGGAACAUGUGGAGCAUCAUGUAAUCCAUCAGUUACCUGCCUCACACACUGGGAGUGCUGACAGCCACUUGGCUGUUCAGCAGAACUCCUGUCCAUACUAUGGGAUGACUAACAGAACGGAGCCUGUGGCUGCAGAAGGCACUUGGCCCAAAUUGGGUCCAUGCAGACAAUCUCUCCGAUCAGCUUUUGCCUCCAAAUACCUGAGUGGCAAAUGGACAAAAAGGAUUGUUGGUUUGAGAGCUGUGGUUGAAUGCCAAGCUGCUAAGGUGCCUCCUUUUUAUGUCUGCAACGUCUGCCGUGUCAGAUUCUCCUCCUGUGACGUCUUCAACCAUGUUCAGAGCAACUCUCACUGCUGCUCUUAUAUUAGAUCACAGUACCCUCACCUCAUGGAGAAAUUUGGAGUUGGGGUAAAACCCAUCAAGCCAAUUAUCCUUCGUUCCAUUGCCAAGGAGCUGUGUAGGACUGAGAGUGUGGGAGAUACUCUGGUGAUAAAGCUCGAUCUACCCACCUACCAGAAACUACAGAAAAUUUCGACCAGGGAAGCUAUGAAUGAACUACAGAUUAUGUUGAAGAACCAGGAUUACCUCCAUGAUGCUGGGAACCUAAAGAAGACAGCAGACGCAUUCCAGGGACAGAUGAAGGUGGAGGAAAGAGCUCUACCUGCAGCUACCCAAAGAGCUGAAGUGAGCAGUGCUAAGACGCAAAACCCAGCACUUUCACCAGUACGAGGUCAAGUGACACGCCCACCUGCAGAAGACCGGGCUGAAAAUGUACAAACCAAAGAUCCACACAUGCCUGUAGUGGGGAAGACAUUACCAGGACCUGCAGAAGAUAUAAAGAUGGCCAGUGAUUCAGAGAGGGAAGCCUUUGGUCCAGGUGGCUGGGCAAUGUUAGCCCGGCAUCUUGGAAAAUUUGAUAUGAAGAAAGUAAUCACCAGAGAGGAGGUCACCUCUAAACAUUUCAUCCUCCCAGCUUCUGUUGUGGACCCCCAGUUCCUCCGGAUAAAAAAGACUGGAGCUCCGGUGGAUGAGAGCCACCUGGCCAAGUUCAUGCUGCCCUUCCUGAGUGGGAAAGCCCUCCCCGUCGUUGGGCUUGGGAAGAUCGUGGAGUGUCGCAGUUUCAAAGAGCCCACUUUCUACUUAUGCCUAAGCUGUUCCCUAAAGCUGGAAAAGGCCAACAUUUGUGGACACAUUGUUCACUGGCAUCACCAGUAUUGUUACAUGAGAUUGGAACAUCCCCAUCUCCUGAAAGGCUGUGAUGAGGGGUCCAGUGUGGUGAACACCACAUACCUGGUGAAGCUUGCGCAGGCUUUGAUGAGCACAGAGGGCAUGGGCCGCGCCCAGGUCAAAAAGCUGGAUAGAAACUUGUACCAGAAGGUGGCGCCAGCCUGCUUUGACACUGCCCUGGAGAAGCUGAAGAUCCAGAGAGAUCAACUCCAGGGUGAACUGCAACCCCAGAUGACCUCUAGACCAAGGCUGGGUUUGAGCCGCAGAUAUCAGUCCAGUGGCAGCAGUCAUCUAAAGUACCCAUCCCAGAUCCAGGAGGACGAAACAAGCCUCAAGAAUUAUCUGGCUUCUUGGUGCCAUUUAAUUGUCACUAAUCUUUUUCAAACACACACACACAAAGGAGCAGAUGGUGUGCAGCAAAAGGCUUUAUUAGGAAAGCGGACCCUGCAGGAACGUUUGUCUAGCUUAAGGGAAGACCCUGGUGUGCUGGGACUUCAUUUUGUGCUGGAGUGUCGCUGCCUGUAUGACGACUCCUGUCCGUACUACUACCUGUGUCAGACCUGCUCUCUCAGGCUGGAGGAGGAUCAGAUUGUGGAGCAUCUCCAUAGCUCACUUCACCAGUUCUAUUACAUUACCUCUCAUCGGUCCUGGGUACUAGAGGCAGUGAGAAGGACAUCAAACCAGUUUUUACUGGGUAUCAGUGAGCUGCUGAAAUUGGCCACCAUGAAGUUGAGGGAGACUGAGGGUUCUGGCGAUGUCCAGGUAACUACGACACGUUCUCAGGGCGGGAGACUGAGGGUUCUGGCGAUGUCCAGGUAACUACGACACGUUCUCAGGGCGGGCCCUUGGAUGCGGAGUCUUAGUCGUAACGCUUCAUUCUGAAAGGACACCUUCAUUUGUCACAUACAAAUAUUUAUAUUCUAUUUAUUUCUCGUUUGCAGUUUGCACUAUAAUUAAUGUUUUCUGUGACAUAACAGUAUAAACCAAUGAUAUAAACCAGUGAUAUACACAGAGCCCUGGAGGGGCCACGGACAUAUUUUUAAAAAUAAUUACAUGCACACAAUGUACUAAAUCGUGUGCAUAUUUAUUAAUUUAAUAUGUCCAUGAAAUAGGGCCGUACAGGGGUUAGUACUGCGGCCUCACACCUCUGGGACCUGGGUUCAAGUCUCCACCAUGGCUCCAUGUGUGUGGAGUUUGCAUGUUCUCCCCUGGAGAGCCUCCAGGAUAGGCUCUGGACCCCCUGUGAUCCUGACUAGGAUAAGCAAUUACAGAAAAUGGAUGGAUGCCCAUGAAAUUAUAGGUUUUGCUUAUGAAAUCCUUAAAAUGUCAUAGAAUUUACUGUCUUUAUGCUGUUAAUUUACUGUUUAGAGCUGUUUGUGUUUUUGUGAAGUGCAUGAAUAUUAUGGACUAGUAUUUAAAUUAAUAUUAUGGAUACAGUAGUAAAUUUAUUCACUCAAAUAAUAAUGCAUGUGUCUACCAUUCCAUAUUGGUCUUAUUCUGCUCGACCUGCCGCGAGUCUAAAAUUUUCAACCAGCUCUCUGGUGAAAAUAUGGGGUUAUGGCAAUCUAAUUCUUAAUAUCAUUGACUGAGACUGAGGGUUCUGGAAAUGUCCAGGUAACUACGACGUUCUCGGAUGGGGGGGGCUUGGAUGCGUCCCUUUCUGGGACUCAUGCUGACACACCACUGUCUUACAGACAUUCUCGGGGGGGCUUGGAUCCGUCUUUUUCUGGGACUCAUGCUGACACACCACUGUCUUACAGACAUUCUCGGGGGGGCUUGGAUCUGUCCCUUUCUGGGACUCAUGCUGACACACCACUGUCUUACAG
Molecule: messenger RNA, 4370 nt
Organism: Paramormyrops kingsleyae
Lineage: Eukaryota; Metazoa; Chordata; Actinopteri; Osteoglossiformes; Mormyridae
Source: RefSeq, a predicted model, not a curated record